AUGACCAACUCAUCAUCCAAUGUCACUGAUGGUUUAUGGAAUGCGGCAAUGUCACCAUUCGACCACAUACUCCUUGAUGUAAGAGUAGCCAACUCAUCAUCUAAUGUCACUCUGCAAAUUCUGCUUUUGAUAGCUGAUGAUGUGUGUACGUACAGGGAAUUAAGCGUCUACCAACUCGACCCACUUGGUCUAACUUAUGGAUUUGGGUAUUUACAAGUGGCUGGAGUACUGUUUGGAUUCUUGGCUUGCAAUACACAACUUCUUCUUGCUCUGGAUGCCUCCGUUGACAUAAGCACUUCAGUCUAUAUCUCUUGGUGCAUCAGGAUUUUGGCUGCCGUUUUGAUUGUUCAGAGCUCGGGAGAUGCUUUGCUUGCUGGAGGAGCUCUGGUAUUUGUAAUUGUUAUGUCACCCCUGUUAAGGAAGAUCACCGCAUUGAUUUUUCCACCACGCGUACGCGAGAUUAUCAUCUAUCUACUGCUACAAAUCCAUAAGGGAUUGGCUUAUUUUGCAGGACCAGCCAUCUCGAGAGUAGCCCUUGGUCUCAUUACAGAGAUACAUUUGCUCUUCCCUCUGGUAUUUCCGUGGCAAAAGAGAAAUGAGCUGACGUGGCCAAACCUCCAUCAACUGUCCUCUCUCUAUCUCUAUCUCUAUCUCUCUCCCUCACCUCUCCCCUCUCUCCCUCUCCAACCGGUGAUGAUGGCUUCUCUCAGGCUCCCCGCUCAGCUCGUUACACGUGGCACUCUCAACCACCAUAACUCUUACUCCUCCGCCUCCUCCUCCUCUGGGCGCCUCUCCUGGCGGCGCUCUCUCACUCCGGACAAUUCAAUUCCGAGCAUCCCAUCUUCCUCAUCCCUUAACCGGAAACAAUCAACGGUAGUCCCGGUUACGUGCAGUGCUGCAGCGGUUAAUCUUGCGCCGGGGACUCCAGUCCGACCGACGAGCAUCUUGGUUGUCGGAGCUACAGGGACACUGGGAAGACAAAUCGUCCGGCGAGCAUUAGACGAAGGGUAUGAUGUCAGGUGCUUGGUUCGACCUAGACCAGCUCCCGCCGACUUCCUCCGUGAUUGGGGCGCCACCGUCGUCAAUGCGGAUCUUAGUAAACCGGAGUCAAUUCCGGCAACAUUGGUCGGAAUCCACACCGUAAUUGAUUGUGCCACGGGACGUCCUGAAGAACCCAUCAAGACGGUAGACUGGGAAGGGAAAGUUGCUCUGAUACAAUGUGCAAAGGCAAUGGGGAUUCAGAAAUACGUCUUCUACUCAAUCCACAAUUGCGAUAAGCAUCCCGAGGUUCCUCUCAUGGAGAUUAAGUAUUGUACUGAGAAAUUCCUGAAGGAAUCCGGUUUAAACCACAUCACCAUCCGGUUAUGCGGUUUCAUGCAAGGUCUUAUCGGUCAAUAUGCAGUCCCGAUUCUGGAGGAAAAAUCGGUUUGGGGAACGGAUGCACCAACUCGUGUUGCUUACAUGGACACGCAGGAUAUCGCUAGGCUUACACUUAUUGCUUUGCGCAAUGAGAAAAUCAACGGAAAGCUUCUAACUUUCGCUGGCCCUCGUGCGUGGACAACCCAAGAAGUAAUAACACUAUGUGAGAGACUUGCUGGGCAAGAUGCAAAUGUGACCACGGUUCCAGUUUCCGUAUUGAGAGUCACGCGUCAAUUAACUCGUUUUUUCCAGUGGACAAACGAUGUCGCAGAUAGAUUAGCCUUCACAGAGGUUCUCUCGAGUGAUACAGUCUUCUCUGUUCCGAUGACCGAGACUAAUAGUCUACUAGGUGUGGAUCAAAAGGACUUGGUGACUCUGGAGAAGUACUUGCAGGAUUACUUCAGCAACAUACUGAAGAAACUCAAGGAUCUUAAGGCACAAUCCAAGCAAUCAGACAUCUACUUCUGA
Messenger RNA from Thlaspi arvense, 1887 nucleotides. Lineage: Eukaryota; Viridiplantae; Streptophyta; Magnoliopsida; Brassicales; Brassicaceae. The record is from the annotation of a GenBank genome assembly.